Messenger RNA from Symbiodinium sp. CCMP2456, 222 nucleotides. Lineage: Eukaryota; Dinophyceae; Suessiales; Symbiodiniaceae. The record is from the annotation of a GenBank genome assembly.
AUGUCAGGUGUGCAGCAGGAGCUCAAGCAGACGCAGGGGCAGUUUGAGUCGCACGUGAACCAGUUGCAGCAGCAACAUCUACAGCAGCUUCAGCAGCAGGCCUGCCAGAUUCAAGAGCUGCAGCUCCUGCAGAUCCAGCGCCUGCGGCACUGGCUUGUGUUUGCAGUGCACAGCGACGCAACCACUGUCGACCUCUUACGGCCACACCAUGAGCAGCGCUAG